Cyclopterus lumpus (lumpfish) is the source of this 777-nucleotide messenger RNA. RefSeq names its product apolipoprotein Ea (gene apoea). Gene Ontology annotation, molecular function: lipid binding. The transcript is spliced from 4 exons. The coding region runs from base 1 to 777 and encodes 258 amino acids. Gene Ontology annotation, biological process: lipid transport; negative regulation of neuron apoptotic process; lipoprotein catabolic process. The record is from RefSeq and is a predicted model, not a curated record. Gene Ontology annotation, cellular component: extracellular region; intermediate-density lipoprotein particle. NCBI's taxonomy places the organism in Eukaryota, Metazoa, Chordata, Actinopteri, Perciformes, Cyclopteridae.
AUGAGGGUCUUUGCUGUAAUCCUUGCGCUGGCUGUCCUAUCAGGCUGCCAUGCCAGAAGCGUGCCUCAGGACCCCUGGGAGGAGGUGGUUAACCGGUUCAACGAUUACUUCCGGGACCAGAUCUGCAAGGCCGACGAGGUGAUGACGGACAUCAAGAACUCACAGAUCAGCCGAGAACUGGACACCCUGAUCCAGGACAGCAUGUCCGAGCUGGCCAUGUACAAAGACGACCUGCAGGCCAAGGUGGUGCCCUACUCCCAGGACGCUGCAGAUAAAUUGGGCAGAGACCUGCAGGAGCUGACCAACAGACUGGGCGAUCACAUGAGCGAGGCCCGGGAUCAGAUGGAGAAGUCCGGCAAGGAGCUGCAGAGCGUGAUGGAGCAGAACGUCGAAGACGUCAGGUUCAGGCUCUCUGCAUACACCCGCAAGUUAAGGAAGCGCCUCAACAAGGACACACAGGAAAUCAAGAGACACGUUGCCAACUUCUUUGACGAGCUCCGAGCCAGCACCUCGAACAACAUGGAGGACGUGAGGACGCGCUUGGACCCUUACUUUGCUAAGGUGCUUGAGAACGCCCAGGCCAAGGUCACCACCCUGAACGAUCUGCUGAAGUCGCAGGCGGAGAAGGUGAAGGAGAAGAUGCAGACGGUGGCCGAGGACAUCAAGGAGCACUUCGAGAAGACCAGCGAAGACCUGCGAUCCACCCUGGAGGACAAGAUGGAGGAGCUGAAGACCUGGUUUCAGCCUAUUGUCUCCAGGAUCAGCGAUAGCUUGUGA